This is a messenger RNA of Bufo bufo (common toad), 2962 nucleotides long. Its product is annotated as zinc finger protein OZF-like. Gene Ontology annotation, biological process: regulation of DNA-templated transcription. The transcript is spliced from 8 exons. The coding region runs from base 290 to 1846 and encodes 518 amino acids. Lineage: Eukaryota; Metazoa; Chordata; Amphibia; Anura; Bufonidae. The record is from RefSeq and is a predicted model, not a curated record.
AUUGAAGAGCAGGUUCAGCGCUGGAUCGUUUCCUGCUGAAGACAGCUGCGGAGCCACUGUUCCCCACCGUACCUUCACGUGAUCAUCCAUUGCUGUCUCCUCCAAUCAAGUUUCCCCAGUGGUGUCUUCUGCCAGUACUAUCCCCAUCUGAAUCCAGAACAAUGGUUAUCUCCUUGAGUCACCAACCAGCGAUGGAUAGGAGUAAGAUGACUGAAACGUUGUUAAACCUCACCUUGGAGAUCAUCUACUAGCUGACUGGAGAGGGUUUCUUAAUACAUAGGACUACACCAUGGAGAAGAAGACAUCUGAUAAAAAGAUGAACCCUAACAGCCAUCCCUGUGUGUCAGGAGAAUGGAGCAGGCCCCAGUCUCCCAUCAUGGAGCCUCUACCUCAAUCACUGCUACACGAGAGAAACUGUAAGCAGAAGAUCCUAGAACUCGCCAACAAGAUUAUUGAGCUGCUGACUGGAGAGGUUCUUAUAAGGUGUCAGGAUGUCACAGUCCAUUUCUCCAUGGAAGAGUGGGAGUAUUUAAAAGGACACAAGGAUCUGUACAAGCAUGUCAUGAUGGAGGACUACCAAACCCUUGCAUCACCGGAUGAAUCGAGUAUGAAGCAUCCACCAGAAAGAUGUCCCAGUCCUCUGUAUUUCAAGCACUAUCCAGAGGAAAAUCCCAGUGUCCCAGAAAAUGAGGGUGAAGAUUUGAUUGACAUUAAAGUUGAAGUUAUUACAGGAGACAAAGAGAUAUAUGUGAGCGAUGAUCACGAGUGUCAGGAGGAGGAGAUUCCUGUAGAUAUAAGCCCUGCAGUUGGUUGCAUCAAGAGCUUGGAAGACAAUGUCAUUACAUCUAUAGAUUUGGAGGAAACAUAUGAAGUCACUAGGUAUUCACCAGGAGAUAAACCCAUUCCCCAAACUAUACAUCCAGAACUUCCCAGUGGAGACCUGUUCACAGCAGAGGAACUUCUUCUGGAUCAGUCACAGCUUGAUUGCACCCAAAGUACAGGUCAAAGAGAUGAUAAAAUAUUUCCAUUUAAGGAAUUUCGUAAUCAUUUCAUGCAUUCAAUUGAAGCAGGGUUGAGUCCAUAUUUGUGUUCACAGUGCGGAAACUGUUUUAGCCAGCAAUCCUAUGUUACUGAACAUCAGAAAAUUCACACUGUGAAGAGGCCAUAUAUAUGUUCCGAAUGUGGAAAGUGUUUCAGAUAUAAAUCAGGUCUUAACGAUCAUCGCAGAGUUCACACUGGGGAGAAGCCAUUUUCAUGUUCAGAGUGUGGGAAACGAUUUACUCAGAAAUCGGCUGUUCUUCAUCAUCAGAGAAUCCACACAGGGGAGAAGCUCUUUUCAUGUUCUGAAUGUGGAAAAAGUUUUGUCCAAAAAUCAGCUCUGUUCAGACAUCAUACAAUUCACACAGGGUUGAAGCCUUUUCCAUGUUUGGAAUGUGGGAAAUGUUUUUCAAAAAAAUCAGGGCUUGUUCAGCAUCAGAGGAGUCACACAGGGGAGAAGCCAUUUUCAUGUUCAGAGUGUGGGAGAAGUUUUUCCCAGAAAUCAGAUCUUGUCAAGCAUGUUCGACUUCAUACAGGGGAGAGGCCGUAUACAUGUCCAGAAUGUGGGAAAACUUUCAACCAAAGCUCAGAUCUUACUCAGCAUCUCAGGAUUCACACAGGGGAGAAGCCGUUUGUAUGCACUCAAUGCGGGAAAUCUUUUAUUCGGAAAACAGUUCUUGAUAAACAUCUUAAAAGUCACACAGAGGGGGAACAGUUUCCAUAUUCGAAAUGUGGGAAGUUCUUUACCCAGAAAUCGGAUCUUAUUUCCCAUGAGAGAAGUCACACAGAGGAGAUUCCACAUUCAUGAUCAGAAUGGGAAAACAUUUUCCAGAGAAAUCAGAUCAAACUCACCAGUGGAAAACUCUUUGAGGCAAACAGCUGUUUUCCUGUUCAAAAUGUGGAAAAUGAUGCAGAAAUCAUGACUUUUUACUUCAAAGAAUUCACACACGUUAGAAGCCAUUCAUGAUAUUAACCGGAGUGCAGUGCAGUCUGCAGGCAUGAUUGUGUAUGCCUAGGAUCGACUAUUAAUGUGUGAUAGUGGCAAGACCUACACUGUUCAGUAGUAUGAAGAAACCCUUGGUAUUCACUAGAGUUCUGCUGCCCCUUCCUUGUUUAUUCAGACACUGGCUUAUUGUCCAUAUGUACAGCUGGGCCUUGAACUCCUGAUGGACAUCAGUGCUACUUCUUAGCCACAUUUGUAGUACCCAGCACAGCCACGCAUGUGGACACCCCCCUUUACCUGGCAAAACAUUGCAGCAGCACUAUAGACAUUUCCUUCAGCUGAUUGGUGGGUUUCUUGUAUGGAACAAAUUUAUUUACUAAAGAUUUCUGCAGCAGAUCCCAUAUAGGUGAAUAUACUCAAAGGCCUCAUGCAUGCAACUGCGUCUGUUUUGCGGUUUGCAAAAUAUGGAUGCUGUCCAUGUGCAUGCUGCAUUUUGUUACGGACCCAUUAACUUCUGUACUUGUCCGCACACUGCGGACCCAUCGAAGUCAACAGGUCCACAACAAAACAUGGCAUGCACACAGACCACAUCUGUAUUUUGCAGAUCCACGGUUUGCGGACCACAAAACGGAUACAGUCGUAUGCAAGAGGCUAAAGACUGUGGUCUCCAAUAUUUAGUUUCCCAGUUUUUACAAAAUGACAGCUUCCAGUAUGGCCUGGCAACCUGUGACAAAGUGUAAAAAAUAUAUAAAAAAUGUUAAAAAUGUAUCCUAAACAUAUGAAAAUGAUGCCCCAGUCUUUGGCCCUUCACCCUAUCAGCUCUGCCACACAGUGUGCUGUCUGCAUCUUUUGCAGCCCCAUUGAACUCAAUGUGUCCGCAUCCAAAGCAGAACUGUUGUGGACAAAAACCACGGUCAUGUGCAUGAGCCCUUAAAGAUAAAAAAAAACUCCUUUAGGAAUAUUCUCCACCAUGGAUCUGUG